Molecule: messenger RNA, 2493 nt
Organism: Clarias gariepinus (North African catfish)
Lineage: Eukaryota; Metazoa; Chordata; Actinopteri; Siluriformes; Clariidae
Gene: arhgdia
Product: Rho GDP dissociation inhibitor (GDI) alpha
Exons: 6
Coding region: 157-768 (203 amino acids)
Biological process (GO): Rho protein signal transduction
Cellular component (GO): cytoplasm; membrane; cytosol
Molecular function (GO): Rho GDP-dissociation inhibitor activity; protein binding
Source: RefSeq, a predicted model, not a curated record
UGUGUUGAGCGUAAGCAUGUGCGCGCGCGCGCUGGCAUUCCCGGAAGCGGGUGGCUGUCAGACAUCGCCGCUCCCUCCUCGCGCCAUUGAAAAGUCAGUUGAAGCUCGCGCUAGCCUUUUGACUCCCUCAGUAGCCACAUCUUCACGCUGUAAGUCAUGGCAGAGCACGAACCCACCCCCGAGCAGCUGGCAGCCAUCGCUGCCGAAAACGAAGAGAGCGAGGCUGUGAACUACAAGCCUCCGGAACCGAAGAGCCUGAAAGAGAUCCAGGACCUGGACAAGGACGACGAGAGCCUGCGCAAGUACAAAGAGGCUCUGCUCGGCUCAACCCCGGUGGCCGCAGAUCCCAACGCUCCCAACGUCCAAGUGACGCGUCUAACUUUAAUGUGUGAGACGGCCCCUGCUCCACUGACCCUUGACCUGCAAGGAGAUCUGGAGAGCUUCAAAAAGCAGUCGUUUAUACUUAAAGAAGGAGUGGAGUACAGGAUAAAGAUCAGCUUCAAGGUAAACAAGGAGAUUGUCUCAGGACUGAAGUAUGUCCAGCAGACCUUUAGAAAAGGGGUAAAAAUUGACAAAUCUGACUACAUGGUAGGCAGUUACGGACCUCGGCCAAACGAGUACGAGUUCCUCACGCCCCUGGAGGAGGCGCCGAAGGGCAUGAUCGCUCGCGGCACCUACAACAUUAAAUCCAAGUUCACUGACGACGACAAGCACGACCACCUGUCCUGGGAGUGGAACCUCAACAUCAAGAAGGAGUGGAAAGAAUAAGCUGCUCCUAAACCUUAGCUGCAUUUCCUCUCCAUCGUUUUUUCCAUUCUUCCUCCUUCUCUUUUCUCCCCAUAUUCUCCUUCAUAAAUACUUUCAUCAUGGAAUAACUGGUUAAUCAACAAACAAACAGUUUCUCACUCCGUCCAUCCUCCUACCAUUUGUCAUUCUUUGCAUUCGCUCUUCCCGUCACUCCCUUCCAGUGAAUGAGUAUUGAGGAUUUUCAUGAAAAAUAUAUAUGUGAAAACAAACAAAAAUGUGCACAAUCCAAAUUUUGUGUUUUAUUUUGUUUUGUUUGUAUAUAAAAGUAAAAAAAAAAAAUGAGAGGGAAUUUUUUUUUCAAAAACCUGAAUGCUUUUGACAUGGUUGGUGUUGGUAAUCUUCAUGUUCCCCAUGCUUAUCUGUCCGCGUCCUUUACCCUAUCCAUUUGUGCUCUGCGUGCAGAUUUCCUUACAUUCCUUUUCUCAUUACUUUUUUUUUAUUGCCAUAAUCUGCCUUGAUUACAGUAAUGGGAAAUGGUGCCACUUAACGGUUUGCCAGAGCUGGCAGAGCUAAUGGCUUCCAUGUCAGAAAGUGGCAUGUGUACCUUUUUAAGAUAAUCUGUGUGCAGUGGUUAGCGUGGCUGAUUGUAUUUGUUCCUAGCAGGGACAUGUUUGCAUGUGGGUAAUGUAGUGUUUCAAAUAUGUAGCUGUCUAUAUUGCAAAUGUUACCUCCUACCCACUGGAGGAGCUCCACUGAUCAGCCUUCCUGCUAGUGGCCUGUUUGUUUUUUUUUGUUUUUGUUUGUUUUUGUUUUUUUUAAACAUGUGGCCUUAAGUAAUUAUUCCUGUAGCAUGAAGAACUUGUUGCUUUUUGAGGUGUAACAGUUUUAAAUCUUAUCAAAUCAUUCCCCCCAUGCCUGGAGCCAAAUCUGAUUGCUUUGCUCACUGCUGUUCAGUCGGGAAGGAUUGUUUCAUCUGGUGCCUCAUCCACUUAGUUCGAUUCAGGAUAAACCACAAUGUGACGGCCAGUAGAAGUAGAACUAUACUGAAGGGGGGGGGGACUCAGUUUCGGCCCUCUGCAUCUUCUCUCACUUUAUUCAGUUGUAGUUGCCUGUCCAAGUCAAACUCUCUCUCCCUGAUGCGUCCAUUACUAAAAAGGCGUUUCACAAAUGCUGACUCUUGUGAAAGGUGCCUGAUUACAGUUGUCGUCUACGCGAGUUGCAUUAGCAUUGAGUGCUAAAGAGAUUUCUUGAAGCAAAAAGGGCUGUUUUUUUUCUAGCAGACCUCAAAUAUGAAAUGCUUCACCUACAAAUUCCAACAACACUGGCUGUGCCUCCACUAUUCCAUCACAAGCUGCUUUAUAUACAGUAGAUAUGUAUAACAAAAAAAGACCUCUGAAACAAAACCAUAACUCUAACUGAGCUGUUGCGUAGGGGAGAUGGACGUUGUUCUGUAGGAAGAGGGGAAGGGUGCUUGUCGAAUUUUGAUGCUGUGUAGCCAUUUUUUCUCUUCAGUACUCUAGCGUAGCCAUUUUUUUUCCCCUCCCACUUUAAGGUUUAAUCUCAGACUAGCGAAUGCGUCCGGUAUUGUACCCAUUUUCCUCGACACUGUUGCCUGUAAUGUUGCGUGGAGAUUUUUAGCACUUGUUUCUUCCUUUAAUUUCGUCUCUGCGUACUUCUGUCAUUCGAUCACUGUGGAAGGAGAUUACUGUUCAUCUGUGUCAACAUUAAAAAGUGUUCAAAAUGAAA